Messenger RNA from Naumovozyma dairenensis CBS 421, 3192 nucleotides. RefSeq names its product ATP-dependent 3'-5' DNA helicase (gene HRQ1). The transcript has a single exon. Gene Ontology annotation, molecular function: nucleic acid binding; ATP binding. Bases 1 to 3192 code for a protein of 1063 amino acids. The record is from RefSeq and is a predicted model, not a curated record. NCBI's taxonomy places the organism in Eukaryota, Fungi, Ascomycota, Saccharomycetes, Saccharomycetales, Saccharomycetaceae.
AUGGAACCAGCUAACAAGAAAAUCAAGCUGGAAGAUAAAGAUAAUAAUGCGAUUGAUGAAUAUAAAAACAUAAGAUCCCUCUUUUUCAGAUUAAAUACGAUCUAUACAUUCCUCAUAUGUAGAAAACAUGUUAUUCCCACAUUUAAAACGCUUACUGAACCAAUAUCUGCUGCUUUGAAGAGGCCAGUGACAGAAUUGGAUCUCGCAAAGAUUGCCGUCCUGAUGCCUCGAGGAUGUGUGUUUAGGUACAUUGAUGAGAAUCAAAUACACACUGAAACCAAAGUAUUUGAUUGGAAUAAUGGCGGAUAUCAACAAAAGGAAAAUGAUAUAUUUCAACUAAAAGAGGUAGCUGACCAAUUUUCGGAUAGUAAAUCAACUCAAGUACUUAUUUUUGAGUUCAUUGAUGGUAAUAUGAAAAGAUCAUGGACUUCCGGUGAUCCAAAUUCGCAGGUAAAGUUACCAACAUACUCUACAGAGGAAAUGAAGAAGAUGAUCUCUAAAAGAGAGGAUUUUUUCAGAAUUAACCUAGACGCAUUUAUAGAUAAGGCUUUGAAAGAAGGAUUUGAUCCAUACAAACAUUUAACUGCAUUGGCUGAGAAAGUUUUACCCAAAGAAAAAUCAUAUGAAGAUCCAAUUGAACAGAUGAUGAAAAUCAAAGCUGAACAAAAUAAUGAGAACGUUUUGGAUGAAGAGACAGGCCUAACUAGACCCAGUAUUGAUAAUAUGAUCAAAAAAUUAAUGAAACUAGACUGGUAUACAGAUCAAAUCAAAGAGCAUUAUACAAUCCCAGAAAGAAGUGCAGCAUAUGGAGAGCUUGAUUUUGAACUGUCACCCAAUAUAUAUUCAAUUUUAGAACAUGAGCGCUUUUAUUCACAUCAAGCUCAUGCGAUCAAUGCCAUCCAUGCAGGUCAAAAUGUCAUAAUUACAACGUCCACUUCAUCGGGUAAAUCUCUUAUAUAUCAAUUAUCUGCGAUAGAUAUAUUAUUGAAGGACCCUGAGGCCACAUGUAUGUAUAUUUUUCCCACGAAGGCUUUAGCACAAGAUCAGAAAAGAGCAUUUGAGGACCUUAUUUCUAAAAUCCCAGAAUUACGUGAAAUGCGUGUCGAUACAUACGAUGGAGACACAGAACAACAUGAGAGAUCGGUUAUUAGGAAAAACGCAAGAGUUAUAUUCACAAACCCCGAUAUGAUACAUGCAAGCAUUCUACCGAAUCAUACUAAUUGGAGACAUUUCCUUUAUAAUCUAAAAAUAGUGGUUGUCGAUGAAUUGCACGUUUACAGAGGUUUGUUUGGUUCCAAUGUAGCAUUGGUUAUGAGACGAUUGCUAAGACUAAGCAAAUGUUUCUAUGAAAAUAAGUCCAUACGGUUUAUCUCCUGUUCUGCAACGUUACGGGAGCCUAUUCAACACAUGAAAAAUAUGUUUGGUAUUGAAGACGUCAAGCUGGUUCAUGAAGACGGAUCCCCAAGAGGUACAAAACAUUUGGUUGUAUGGAAUCCACCAGUAUUAUCUCAACAUGAAAGGAAAAGAGAAAAUUUUAUCCGUGAAAGUGCAAAAAAUCUGGUAGAGUUAAUCCUUAGAAAUAUAAGAACGAUAGCAUUCUGUUUUGUGAGAAGAGUAUGUGAAUUACUAAUGAAAGAGGUAAGAAAUAUACUUUCCGAUAUGGGGAGGGAAGAUCUUUUGGUUGAUGUUAUGUCCUAUAGAGGUGGUUACUCUGCUUCAGAUAGACGUAAGAUUGAACGUGAGAUGUUCCAUGGAAACUUAAAAGCGGUUAUUUCAACCAAUGCUUUGGAAUUAGGUAUUGACAUUGGUGGUCUGGAUGCGGUCCUCAUGUGUGGAUUUCCCUUAUCAAUGGCAAACUUCCAUCAACAAAGUGGGAGGGCUGGGAGAAGAAAUCAAGAUUCUUUGACUUUAGUUGUUGCUAGUGAUUCGCCAGUAGAUCAACACUAUGUUGCACAUCCGGAUAUAUUAUUACAUGGUGAUGAUCCUGAGUCAUACCAAGAUUUGGUUCUAGAUUUCGAUAAUUUACUAGUACUCGAGGGACAUGUUCAAUGCGCUGCUUUUGAACUACCGAUAGAUAUUGAACGAGAUAAAGUUUUUUUUAAAGAAGAACACUUAAUUAAAAUUUGUCAAGAAAGGCUACAGUAUAAUAAAGAAGGUUAUCAUGCAAACAAUAGGUUUUUACCUUGGCCACCAAAAGAAGUUUCUCUACGAGGAGUUGAAGAAGAUAAAUAUGCGGUAAUCGAUAUAACCAACGGUAGAAAUAUUGUAAUCGAAGAAAUUGAAGCAUCUAGAACUAGUUUUACCUUAUAUGAUGGGGGUAUCUUUAUUCAUCAAGGUUAUCCAUACCUUGUGAAAGAGUUUGACACUGAUGAGAGGUAUGCCCUUGUUCAAAGAGUUGAUGUCGAUUGGGUUACAAAUCAAAGAGAUUUCACCGACGUCGAUCCUCAGUUGAUAGAAAUGGUUAGAUCGCUAGAUGAUAGUGAUGUUCCUGUUUAUUAUGGUAAAAUACGAACUACAAUUAUAGUCUUUGGAUUUUUCAAAAUUGAUAAAUAUAAGAGAAUUAUUGAUGCAGUAGAGACCAAUAAUCAGCCAAUUGUUUUUUAUUCGAAAGGGUUAUGGAUUGAUAUUCCAGCAAAGGCCUUAGAGAUUUGUGAAGCUAAACAAUUGAAUGCUCCAGGUGCGAUUCAUGCAGCUCAACAUGCAAUCAUGGGGUUAUUCCCAAGAUUUAUAGUGUCAGGUGUCGAUGAAAUCCAGACUGAAUGUAAAGCCCCGGAAAAGGAGUUUGCUGAACGACAAACGAAAAGAAUACGACCAGCCAGACUUAUUUUUUAUGAUUCAAAAGGGGGCGAAUACGGUUCUGGAUUGUCUACGAAAGCUUUUGAACAUGUUGAUGAUAUACUUGAGGCAACUUUAGAACGUAUAGACGAGUGUACCUGUGAAGAUGGAUGUCCCGAUUGUGUCGCCGCUACAUAUUGUAAGGAACGUAGUAUGGUUCUUUCCAAGCCUGGGGCACAAGUAUUACUGCGUUGCAUUCUUGGGAAAGAUGAUUCGAUGUAUAUUGACAAGAUUAAAGAUGGACCAGAGCCCAACUUACCCGAUAUUAAAGUGCAAACAAUAGCCCCAGUAAGGGAACACGUUAAAUUUUCGAAAGAGUUGAAAAUUAUUGACUCAAGAAAUGUAGAUACCAAUUAA